AUGGCAACGCUAUUGCCGCACAAAAAGCGCCACGCACCUCAACAAGCGCCAAAUAAAACGAAUCCACCAUAUAUGAUGGGGUGUGCACCUUGGUGGGUGCUGACAGUGCCAGCUCCACGACGCGAUGGCAAGCGGAAAAUCUCAUUUGCCGAGGCAUUGAAGGACUUCCUGCGGAAUGUAUCAUUUCAUUGUUAUGGAAAAUUAGUGGAGCCUCAUCGGCGUUUCCACGAACGUUUCUUUUGGAUUAUAUUCCAUGUCACAAUGAUGAGCGUACUGAUUGUCUUUCUAUAGAGUACGUCCAUCUUCGAGGGGCAAUUUUUAAGCACAACCAUGUUUGAUCUAUUAUAUCCCAUACAUAAAGUGCCCUUUCCCACAAUAUCGAUAUGCACACAGAAUCGCAUGUCGAAUAUUUCCGUUACCAGAUAUGCGGAAAAACUCCAGCAAAAAGAUCCUUACAAACGAGGAGAUAAUUAUUUUUAAAACGAAAAGGACAAUAACUAUGAAGAUUUCUUAGAAUUUCAAAACUUUUUGGAUAUUUACGACACCACGGAUAGUGAGGUAUUUUAUAAUACCAGAGAUCGCAUGAAGGAGUUAGCACCAAGUUGCAAGGAUAUUUUAAGCCGUUGCCGUUUAGCCGGAGAAGACUUUGAUUGUCUAAGGAAAUUUACAGAACCUUUAACAGCAAAUGGAUUUUGUUACACCUUUAAUGAAGAUGGCCUAUUAAUGACGAAUAAAGAGGCUAUAUUCGAAGCCGCGGCCUCAAAGUUGGAGUUUUUACAAACAGUUAAAUGGCCUCACAUCGCUAGUGGUUCGGUAAAGGAACACUUCGUGGAAUGUGGUAUGGAUACAUAUUUGUCAAUUAAGCCGGGUGUCAUUGAAACUGUCAACGAAGCUCGCAUACUGUCGCCGUCAGUGCGCAAAUGCUAUUUUGACGACGAGCAAGCCCGCAUAUUUGGUAAACCAUGCAGUUUCAAUAGAUGUAUAACACGUUGUCGCAUGUAUAGCAUACUGGUAUUAUGCAAUUGUUUGCUUUUCAUACAUCCCAAUGGGUUAUUAGAUGUGUCUACGGAUUUUGUAUAUUGUACGUUGAGGCACAAAGCCUGCUUAGACCGUUAUUAUUGCAAAUGGUCUAAUGUUAUUACUGAACGCGAAUACAUUCCUGGACUCGAACGUCAAAUGGAGGAUUCUCUAUACUGCCCGCAAUGCUUGCCGCUAUGCAACUCGGUGCGCUACGAUUUAUAUAUAGAGUACAUAUAUACUUCGUUCGAUUGCAGAGAAAUAGCAGAGGAAAAUAUAUCGAGCCUUGCGUUGACCCAUAUAUAUUUCGGAAUCAUACAUACUCAAAUUUUUAGACGUGUACUCAAAGACACGUGGUUUGAAGUACUGAGUUUUAUUGGCAACAUUGUGAGCAUUAUGACGGGCUUCUCAUUAGUUGGUAUUUGUGAGGUGCUAUAUUUCAUUUAUCGUCAAUUGUUUUUGGUUUUCAAAAGUGAAAUGGCAUUUGAUCGCAAGGCUAAAAAGCAGAAAGCAAAAAUAGGUUUGAUAAUUCUGCCAUGAGAAAUGGUAUUUAUCGGAAUUUUAUUUAUUUGUAUUACCGUUAAAAUAUUUUGUCUAAGUAAAUUGUUUAUGGAAGUUGUAAUAGAUACA
This is a messenger RNA of Bactrocera oleae (olive fruit fly), 1647 nucleotides long. NCBI's taxonomy places the organism in Eukaryota, Metazoa, Arthropoda, Insecta, Diptera, Tephritidae. The record is from RefSeq and is a predicted model, not a curated record.